AGCUUCUUAACCUCCAGCUUCUCCGCUUCGGCUUGAGUGAAGAACGUUACGCUAUAGCAAUAAGUCCAGAGUAUUGGUCCCAUCCAUAGAAACAUUCACGUACGCUCCACGUUCAUGUUCUGUAUGCCAUCACCUUGAGAAGGACAGUGGUGAACAUGUUCCGGACCCAAGCUCCUCGCGGAGUCUUCCGCUCGUUGUCUUCGCUCUCGAACCAAGCUGUUGUGCCCAGGAGAAGAGCUCCUUUGCUGCCGAGCGCCCAGUGGUCUUCAGGGAUAUGCACUGCAGCUUCGAAGAGGCCUCAACUAUGGACAGCAUUGAGCAAGAACACCACGCAGGUCUACGUACGACACCAGGGCAAAUACGACAAGCCAGAUCUCAAGCACGAGGCGGAAGUUGCAAAGCAAAAAUUGAAGGCGACUCCUGAAACAGUGUCUACAUCGUCGAGCAUACACCCGAUCCUACAUGAGCAGCAGACUCCAUCGUCCGGGGACAAAUUGCACACACACGGAAGCAUUCGAAGCGACUUGCAAACUAUCCGAGAAACGUUUAAUUUGUCUGAAGUUCCCCGAGAAGCAUACGUGCUUGGCCUGGCAGGCGUGAUACCUUACCUCGCGACCUCUUUAUCCACACUGGGACUAGCCUACGAGAUUAAGACUGCACACGACGUAGGCACUGGAUAUCUUAUGAAGGCCGAAACGGCCGAGCAACUUUUGAACCUUCUCGAACCUAUUCAGGUCGGCUAUGGUGCCGUGAUCAUUUCCUUCCUCGGCGCGGUGCAUUGGGGCUUCGAAUGGGCCGGCUAUGGUGGUCACAAGGGCUACCCGCGGUACGCGAUCGGUGUCGCCGCGCCCGCCAUUGCCUGGCCUUCACUCCUGCUGCCUGUGCAGUACUCGCUCAUCGCCCAGUUCCUGGCCUUCAACUUCCUGUACUAUGCUGAUUCUCGGGCAACCCGACGCGGCUGGGCGCCGCCAUGGUACGGAACGUACCGUUUUGUGCUGACAUUUAUCGUGGGGGCCACGAUUGUGCUCACCCUCAUUGGGCGUGGUGAGCUCAUUGGCAGGGUUGACAGAUCGCCUGGCUUGGCGGAGAGGGCGAGGGGCAUACAGAUGGAGAUGCAGGCCAAAUUUAAAGCGGAAGAGGAGGCUCACAGGCAGCAAUUGAUCGCACAGGGAGAGGCUGAUGAUGAGAGUGUCGAGAGCUUGGAUGAGUUGAAGGACAACGACGACAGCGAAGAAGAGAAGAACGAGGGAGGAAAUAAGGAAGGGAAGCAGGACGAGGAUGAAGAUCAGAAGAAGAAGAGCGGAAAGGAGAAAGAGUAAACGCAGAUGAAAGACAGAACUUUACCUGCGUCAUUCCUUAAUUGCUUCUUUGCUGAUUGGAUGCAGAACCACCAGGACAAUUGACAGAACAUGUACUGGGCUACAGCGUUUAAUUUCUGCUCAAUGUUUAGGAUUCUACAUACAGGCGCACUCCUCCAGAGUGUUACGUCCGCCUGAAUGUUCUUGUGCAUGGUGGGGAUUUGAGCAGAGUUUGUUCCGAAGUACUGCUGUCACAUGUUGUUUAUAGGGUUGACCUUAAAUUAUUCUCAAUUUGACCAGCCGAAGGACGGAAUGUUCAAUUACACUCUGUCCAAAUUUGAUGUGCACACUUUUUGGUGAGC
Molecule: messenger RNA, 1660 nt
Organism: Verruconis gallopava
Lineage: Eukaryota; Fungi; Ascomycota; Dothideomycetes; Venturiales; Sympoventuriaceae
Exons: 3
Coding region: 156-1319 (387 amino acids)
Source: RefSeq, a predicted model, not a curated record